GCCAUGGAGGAGUACACACGGGAGCCGUGUCCAUGGAGGAUUGUAGAUGACUGUGGAGGGGCGUUCACUAUGGGAAUGAUAGGAGGUGGCAUAUUUCAGGCUAUCAAGGGAUUCAGGAACUCUCCUCAGGGUUUAAAGCAUCGCUUUAAGGGUAGUCUUAUUUCAAUCCGAACACGAGCUCCACAGUUAGGAGGGAGCUUUGCAGUGUGGGGUGGGCUGUUUUCUAUGAUAGACUGCAGCAUGGUAAAGAUGCGUGGAAAGGAGGAUCCAUGGAAUUCCAUUACUAGUGGGGCUUUAACAGGAGCUAUCCUGGCUGCCAGAAAUGGCGCAGUUGCUAUGGUGGGAUCUGCUGCAAUGGGAGGAAUACUUUUGGCCCUGAUAGAAGGGGCUGGUAUUUGUAUAACUCGAUUUGCCUCUUCACAAUUCACAAAUGUUGCGCCAAUCCCAGAAGAUGGAUCCCAAAUGCCUCCAGGCUCUCCAUUUGGUGGUUAUCAACAGUACCAGUAAAGCAUUGCUUGUUCUUCACAAGGAUUUUAAACUCCAGUUCAUGACCUGCCUGGAAUUUCCUGGACUUCCUGUACAUUUCUGAACCUGGCUAUACAAACUUUACUGUGUACUCAUCUUGUGGAUAUGACUGUUGCUAUUUAUGCAUGGACAAUAAGCCAGUACACAUCGUAAAACAUAAUAGGCACCGGAUUUUGUUUGUACAACAAAUGAAAAUGUAUUAAAUCUGUACGUAAAGGAGCUGAAUUAUAUAUAUGGAAAUUCUCCAUUACUUGCCUUUAUCUUUUAUUUGAUUAUAUAUUCCUUACAUAUUCUUGUAGCCAAACUCAGUUGUUCUUAAGUGCUGCAUAAUAUAUUGAGACCAAGUUUAUCUUUCUUAUAAUCUAAGGCCCAAUGGAUGUCCAGACUGGUUUAAAUGUUUAAAAGCUGUUUUGAGAAUUUUAGUGGCAACGCGCCAAGGUUUUUAACAAAAUAGAAAAUAAUUACCCUAGCAAUGAGCACACGGCUAAGAAACCUAUCCUAGUUGGACAACUCUGGCAUAAUAUUAUAUUUAUAUAAUAUUACAUACAUGAGGGAAAAUGUUGCUGUUUAGCUGGUUAAUGUCAAUUAAAUUGAGGUUUUAUUUAUUUUAUUUUUCAAA
This is a messenger RNA of Xenopus tropicalis (tropical clawed frog), 1144 nucleotides long. RefSeq names its product translocase of inner mitochondrial membrane 17A (gene timm17a). Gene Ontology annotation, cellular component: mitochondrial inner membrane. NCBI's taxonomy places the organism in Eukaryota, Metazoa, Chordata, Amphibia, Anura, Pipidae. The record is from RefSeq and is marked provisional. The transcript has 6 exons. The coding region runs from base 4 to 507 and encodes 167 amino acids.